Messenger RNA from Oreochromis niloticus (Nile tilapia), 1519 nucleotides. RefSeq names its product x globin (gene xgb). The transcript has 6 exons. Bases 440 to 1042 code for a protein of 200 amino acids. Gene Ontology annotation, molecular function: oxygen binding; heme binding. Lineage: Eukaryota; Metazoa; Chordata; Actinopteri; Cichliformes; Cichlidae. The record is from RefSeq and is a predicted model, not a curated record.
CGCAAUGACUCUGCGCCCCUCCUAGGGGGCGGGCCCCACACUUUGGGAACCUCUGUGUUAGAAUAAGAUCCGGGUGGAGCUGCCAGUAGCAACUAUAGUUGCUAAUGUGCUCUCAUAAGUCUGUUCAUUUGUGUUGGCUAGUUUUUUUUUUUAUUUUUAAAGUCAUGCCGAGCGCCGCCUCGCUUAAAAAAAAAAAAAAAAAAGUUCCAUCAAGUCGGACAUGAACACAUCGAGUUACACCGGAAAUCCACAAGAGAAACCCUCUCCAUAAAGGCACCAAACCUUUGUCAUAUUUGCGCAUCACCGAGGGUUUUUUAUUUAUUUAUUUUGAGCCAACCACAGCUCGCAUCCUGGUCACUGACUUGACGCGGAGGAGCGGAGUUCCAGACGCGCACUGAAACCAGAUGCCACCACCAGCACAUUUCCUCUGGCACCGAAAAUGGGCUGCGCAAUAUCAGGUCUCGCAGCAAAAUCAGAGUUUGCAGAGAAGACUUCAGAGGAUGCUGCUGCUGCCGCCGCGUAUCCCAACGAGGACCAGAUUCAGAUGAUUAAAGACUCGUGGAAAGUUAUCCGGGACGAUAUAGCCAAAGUUGGGAUUAUUAUGUUCGUCAGGUUGUUUGAGACCCAUCCUGAAUGCAAGGACGUCUUUUUCCUCUUCCGAGAUGUGGAGGACCUGGAGAGGCUGCGGACCAGCCGAGAACUCAGGGCGCACGGCCUGCGGGUGAUGUCUUUUAUUGAAAAAAGUGUGGCUAGACUGGACCAGCUGGACAGACUGGAGGCUCUGGCUCUGGAGCUGGGGAAAAGCCAUUAUCAUUACAACGCCCCGCCUAAGUACUACAGCUAUGUUGGAGCAGAAUUCAUCUGCGCCGUGCAGCCCAUCCUGAAGGAGAGGUGGACGGCCGAGCUGGAGGAGGCGUGGAAGACCAUGUUCCAGUUUGUGACCAGCCUCAUGAACCAGGGAUACCAGGAAGAGAGCGCCCGGCAGCGCCAGCUCGCGCUAUCCCCGAAGGAGAGACCGGACAAGAGAAACACCGCGCUAUGAGACGGCACUUCUUUUAACCGCCACACAGACUGUUAUUGCCAGUACAGCACAAAAAUGCGUGUUUGUAAAUAGCGUAUUAACCGUAAUGUUUCCUAUCUUGCUGACGUUUGGUCCUUUAGUAUUUUAACAGACAAAAACGAGCUGUGACUGUUUAGAAAGCACUUUAUUUUUGAAUUUAAAUUCUGCUGCAGUCCUCUUGAAUGAGAGCAGGACUCUGGUAUCACGACGGGACAAACACAAAUGGGAAACGUUUUCUGGCUGCAGUCAAACGUGCUUUGUGAUUGUGAUAAAAAAAAAAUGGCAUCUGAAUUACAGCCAAUACUCCUCUCUGUAUUUAUAACUCAAACAUGCUUUCAGUAAAUCUGCAGCUUUCAACAUUUUUUGCACUAUUUAACCAAAUCAUGACAUCAUUCAGACAUUAGCUGAAGCUGUAAUAUACAUAUUGGUGUUAAAGUAUUUAAGACAGCCAGUUUAACA